Molecule: messenger RNA, 1563 nt
Organism: Brettanomyces bruxellensis
Lineage: Eukaryota; Fungi; Ascomycota; Pichiomycetes; Pichiales; Pichiaceae
Exons: 1
Coding region: 1-1563 (520 amino acids)
Biological process (GO): transmembrane transport
Cellular component (GO): fungal-type vacuole membrane
Molecular function (GO): transmembrane transporter activity
Source: RefSeq, a predicted model, not a curated record
AUGGUGGCAGACGAAACAAAUACGACUUUGCAUCCUCCAUCAGAAACAACACCUCUAACAAGAGUUCAUUCCUUGUUGGUCGACUCUCUUCCUUCAAAACGAAUAAGAAUUACACAAGUUGCAUGCGCAAUGCUUUGGUGUCUUUUUGCAGCAGGUCCAGUGUUUGGAUUUGCUGCAUUAAAGCCUGUGCUUAUAUCAGAGGGAGUUUAUGAGCAGUUUUGUUCAGCAGAGGAUAAAAUGUGCGUUGAACGAGACUUGAAGCUCAACAACAUGUUUACAAUUGCAGCUGUGGUCACUAACGCUACCGCUUUUAUUGUUGGUAGAAUUCUUGACACAUACGGACCAAGGGUUACCGGAAUACUUGGCUCAUUCCUUAUAUUUGUUGCUGGUGUACUCCUUGCAAAUGGUGCUGCAAUUACUCGAUUUGAUGCCUACUUAUUUGGAUAUGUUCUUUUAGCAUUCGGUGGUCCGUUUGUUUUCAUUAGCUGCUUUCAGUUGGCCAACUCUUUUCCUGGCCAUUCUGGUUUUGUCCUUGCUUUAUUAACCGGAUCAUUCGAUUCGAGUUCUGCCCUUUUCAUGUUCUACAGAAUUACUUAUCAGCGAGGUAUUGUGACUAAUUUCACUUUACAUAAAUUUUUCAAUGCUUAUUUGAUAGUUCCGGUGUUCAUUUUCUUGUGCCAGGUCUUUAUAAUGCCACACGAAUCAUACAAAACUGUCGAGACACUUGCAAAAAUUGGUGAGACCGGAAUUGAUGAAACAGGACUUCCUAUCGAUGGAAAUGAUUCUAGAUAUGGUUCAGAAGAGGUUGACCAACUUGAAAGAGUCAGAUCGCAUGUUUCAGUUCAUUCAUCAAAGUCUGUCUACGAGGAGAUUGCCGACAAACAACUUUCUGACAAGUCUGGUGGACUUCACAAUAUUUUGAACGGAAAAUCUGUCAUUGAACAGAUAAAAACUCCGUGGUUCUUACUAAUGUGCUUUUUCACUACUAUUCAAAUGCUUAGAAUCAACUACUUCCUUGCCACUGUGCGAUCACAAAUGGAAUGGUACUUUGACAGUCCAAAUACUGCCGUGCAAAUCAACAAAUUCUUUGACGUUGCCUUACCAGUUGGUGGAAUACUUUCAAUUCCAUUCAUUGGACUUAUUUUGGACAACAUGACAACUCUCACAACUCUGGCAAUUCUUCUAGUUGUCUCUACUGUCAUUGGCUUAGCUGGAAUGAUAUCUUUGUUUUCCAUUCAAAUUAUUGGUAUCUGCUUUUUGGUUGUUUACAGACCUUUCUAUUACACUGCUGUUUCGGACUAUUGUGCCAAGGUCUUUGGUUUCAAAACAUUUGGAACUGUUUAUGGAACAAUUAUUUGCUUCUCCGGAAUAUGUAACAUGUUCCAGAGUGUUUUGGAUCGCAUGACACAUUUCACAUUUCACAUGAAUCCUAAUCCAGUUAAUCUCUUGCUUGUUUCGCUAACUGUUAUUUUUGGGGGAUCACUUGUUUGGUUUGUCAAUGGUCAGGAGCAUAACUUGAAAAGACAGUCCGUUAUUCAAGAGGCUAUGGGUUCGUCGGCUUGA